AUGUCGUUUCCGCCACCUCCAGGUUUGAAGCAAAACCCGUCGUCACUCCCUCCGCGACCACCACCGGCCAGUACGACUACAUCGCCGGCAUGCUUCCAGCCCGCAUACUCAGCGGCGCCCUCGCAUCCGUCCGGGGCCAGCAGUGGCUAUGGUGGAAACGGGUCUCGGUCGAGCUACAAUGCAGUUACUGCCUUCCAGCCUCGCACCGUAGUGUCGAAUCAGCCACAUCGUACCAGUAGCCCCAUAGUGUCCGUUCCUCCCGUUUCGUCGGCGGGAUACUCCACACCGACCACUGCAGGCUACGGCUCUUACUAUUCUCAGCAAUCACAGCAAAUAUAUCAAGGUGGGGCUUCGUACUAUGGGUCUGCCCAAUACAAUGAUAACUCUUACGGUCCGUCCGUGCCUCAGAUUCAGAAUCCUUUCGGUUCUGGGCCUGACCAAUCCAGCACCUACGGAUCGCGUGGGAAAAAUUACGGACGCAACGACUCUGGAUUAGAUCCUGAAACGGAAGCGCAGAUUGCGCAAUGGCAGAGUGCCUACGUCAGCAAGGAGGAAGCGCCGAUUAUGGGUAAGGUUCCCGGCCGUCGAGAAGGAAAUUCGGCUAUGCCAGGAGCUACCUCCAGCUCCAAUACCCCCUCCGCCAGUACGCCCACAACGACGACUCCUGCAUCCAUGCCGGGGCGCCCUGAGCAAGCCCCCAAGACCGUGGCUCGUUCUGGCGGCGGCCAGAAUUGGACCGAUUCGACCCUUUUGGAAUGGGAUCCGGCACACUUCCGCCUUUUUGUUGGAAACCUCGCGGGCGAGGUCACCGAUGACUCGUUGCUGAAGGCGUUCGCCAAAUACACGUCAGUCCAGAAAGCGCGUGUGAUCCGCGACAAACGGACACAGAAGAGCAAAGGGUACGGGUUUGUCAGUUUCAGCGAUGGUGAUGAUUACUUCCGAGCGGCCCGAGAAAUGCAAGGUAAAUACAUCGGCUCACAUCCGGUCUUACUCCGCCGAGCCACUACUGAAGUGCGUCCGGUGUCCAAUACGAAGAAUGCAAGGAAACACGGUGGUGGCUCCGCAGGCGGUCAAGCUGGGGGGAAGGUGAAGAAUGAUGGCGUUAGGAAGCCGGGAAAAACAAAGGGCGGAUUGAGGAUCCUGGGCUAA
Molecule: messenger RNA, 1149 nt
Organism: Aspergillus tanneri
Lineage: Eukaryota; Fungi; Ascomycota; Eurotiomycetes; Eurotiales; Aspergillaceae
Product: RNP domain protein
Exons: 1
Coding region: 1-1149 (382 amino acids)
Molecular function (GO): mRNA binding
Source: RefSeq, a predicted model, not a curated record